Cokeromyces recurvatus is the source of this 1360-nucleotide messenger RNA. Its product is annotated as Gtr1/RagA G protein conserved region-domain-containing protein. Gene Ontology annotation, biological process: cellular response to starvation; positive regulation of TOR signaling; cellular response to amino acid stimulus. The transcript has 9 exons. The record is from RefSeq and is a predicted model, not a curated record. Gene Ontology annotation, cellular component: Gtr1-Gtr2 GTPase complex; nucleus; fungal-type vacuole membrane. The coding region runs from base 35 to 1264 and encodes 409 amino acids. NCBI's taxonomy places the organism in Eukaryota, Fungi, Mucoromycota, Mucoromycetes, Mucorales, Mucoraceae. Gene Ontology annotation, molecular function: GTP binding; GTPase activity.
UUUUUUUUUUUCAUUUUUAUUAUAAUAGUUGAAUAUGGACUUCGAUUACCAAAAUCCUACUAAUGAAUCUGAUUUCAUAACAGAUACAAUAGAGGAACAUGCUUUGACUGACAAACCUCGCAUCUUAUUAAUGGGACUUCAAAGAAGUGGAAAGUCUAGUAUUCAACGUGUUGUAUUUGGAAAGAUGCCACCUAAUGAUACUUUAUACUUAGAAAGUACAACUAAAAUUCUAAAAGAGGAUAUUACACGAUCUUUUAUUGAUUUUCAAAUAUGGGAUUUUCCUGGUCAAGUUGAUUUCUUUGACGAUAUGACUUAUGAUCCUCAAUACAUUUUUGGAACAGCAGGAGCAUUGAUUUUUGUUAUUGACGCACAAGAUGAUUAUAAUGAGGCAUUACAUCGAUUGUAUACAACUGUUACAACAGCGUUUCGUGUUAACCCAAACAUUACAUUUGAAGUUUUGAUUCAUAAAGUAGAUGGAUUAUCUGAUGAUUAUAAGAUUGAUACGCAGCGUGAUGUACAACAAAGAAUGAGUGAUGCGCUUGCUGAUGCUCAAUUGGAAUAUAUUCAUUUAACAUAUUAUCUUACAAGUAUUUAUGAUAAUUCAAUUUAUGAAGCCUUCAGCAAAAUUAUUCAAAAAUUAAUAAGAGAAUUACCAACGUUAGAAAACCUGCUUAAUGUUUUAUGUUCAAAUUCUGGUAUUGAUAAGGCCUAUUUAUUUGAUACAUUGACGAAAAUUUAUAUUGCUACUGAUAGUUCACCUGUCGAUAUGCAAUCAUAUGAGUUAUGCUCUGAUAUGAUUGAUGUUUGUAUUGACGUUGAAUGUAUUUAUGGGGCUCAGGGGAACAGUCCUCAAAAUCUUUCUUUAAUGGAUACAUCGGAUCGUAAUCAACCACUUUUAUUGGAUACUGCUGCUACUGCUGCUGCUACUACGACUACUACGACUACUACUACUUUCAAUAAUCAAAAGGAGAGUUCAUCAGAACCUGAAAACUUCGAAUGCGGAUUAUUAGAAAAUGGUCAACAACAAACUGAAGAAUUAAUCGGAUCAAGUUCAAACACGGAUGGUGAAGCCUCAAGUUUAAUCAAAUUAGAUAAUGGGGAUGUUCUUUAUAUGAGAGAAGUGAAUAGACUUUUGGUUUUGAUAUGUCUUUUACGUCAAGAUAAUUUUGAGAAACAUGGUUUAAUUGAUUAUAAUUUCCAAUGCUUCAAGGAAGCAGUCACUGAAGUUUUUGAGUUUUCAAGGAAAAGAAAUACCCAGCAAUGAUCAAAAAAUAAAAGAGGAGUGUAUUAUUAUUAAGUUUGUUCUAUAAAAAUAAAUAUAGCAUAUAUGAAUAAUAUUUAUAAUGACUAUAUAGAAUUG